AUGGCGUCGGCUAUCUUCUUUUUAGAUUUGAAGGGCAAGACCCUUCUAGCCCGAAACUACCGCGGAGACAUUCCCAUGUCCGCGGUCGAGAAAUUUCCUAUCCUCCUCAGUGACGCAGAAGAAGAAAGCUCUGCCGUACCGCCAUGCUUCUCUCAUGAAGGAAUCAAUUAUCUCUACAUCCGUCACAGCAACCUUUAUAUCCUCGCGUUGACAAAGAAGAACACUAAUGCGACCGAAAUCCUCCUCUUCCUCCACAAAAUCGUGGAGGUCUUCACGGAAUACUUCAAAGUCUUGGAGGAAGAGAGUAUUCGCGACAACUUUGUCAUCAUCUACGAAUUGCUUGAUGAGAUGAUGGACUUUGGAUACCCACAAACUACGGAGAGCAAGAUAUUGCAAGAGUACAUCACACAAGAGUCACAUAAGCUCGAAGUUCAAGCGCGUCCCCCUAUUGCCGUUACCAAUGCGGUUUCCUGGCGAAGUGAAGGCAUUCGCUAUCGGAAGAACGAAGUCUUUCUUGAUGUUGUCGAAUCUCUGAAUCUCCUCGUAUCUGCGUCUGGAAACGUCCUGCGAUCUGAGAUUCUCGGUGCUAUCAAGAUGAAGUGUUACUUGAGCGGUAUGCCAGAACUUCGUUUGGGGUUGAAUGACAAGGUCAUGUUCGAGACGACGGGUCGUGCUACAAGAGGCAAAGCUGUCGAGAUGGAGGACGUUAAAUUCCACCAAUGUGUUCGACUCUCGAGAUUCGAGAACGAUCGAACGAUCAGUUUUAUACCCCCAGAUGGAGAAUUCGAGCUCAUGAGCUAUCGCCUAAAUACACAAGUGAAGCCCCUUAUCUGGGUUGAAUGUCUGGUAGAGUCGCACUCAGGCUCUCGGAUGGAGUAUAUGUUGAAGGCCAAAGCACAAUUCAAACGCCGCAGCACAGCUAAUAAUGUGGAGAUCCUUGUGCCCGUGCCGGAAGAUGCAGACUCACCGCGCUUCCGCACGAACAUUGGAACGGUUCACUAUGCGCCAGAGAAGUCCGCUAUUAUCUGGAAAAUCAAGCAGUUCGGUGGUGGAAAGGAGUUCCUGAUGCGUGCCGAGCUUGGUCUCCCAUCCGUCAAGGGAGAUGACGAGCACGGAGGUGGUAUGACCGGAGGUUUCGGAGGCAGCAUGGGCGGCACUGGAGGCGGCAAGGCCAAACGCCCCAUUAACGUCAAAUUCGAAAUUCCUUACUUCACUACAAGUGGUAUUCAAGUACGGUACUUGAAGAUCACUGAACCCAAGCUCCAAUACCCAUCCCUACCCUGGGUCCGUUAUAUCACGCAAUCCGGCGACAUUGCGGUCCGUAUGCCAGAUGUACAAUGA
Messenger RNA from Aspergillus bombycis, 1341 nucleotides. Its product is annotated as AP-1 complex subunit mu. The transcript is spliced from 6 exons. The coding region runs from base 1 to 1341 and encodes 446 amino acids. Gene Ontology annotation, cellular component: clathrin adaptor complex; clathrin-coated vesicle. The record is from RefSeq and is a predicted model, not a curated record. Lineage: Eukaryota; Fungi; Ascomycota; Eurotiomycetes; Eurotiales; Aspergillaceae. Gene Ontology annotation, biological process: intracellular protein transport; vesicle-mediated transport. Gene Ontology annotation, molecular function: clathrin-cargo adaptor activity.